Messenger RNA from Amyelois transitella, 8289 nucleotides. It is a transcript of the gene chp, whose product is annotated as chaoptin. Gene Ontology annotation, molecular function: protein binding. Lineage: Eukaryota; Metazoa; Arthropoda; Insecta; Lepidoptera; Pyralidae. Gene Ontology annotation, cellular component: extracellular matrix; cell surface. The transcript is spliced from 27 exons. Bases 403 to 4419 code for a protein of 1338 amino acids. The record is from RefSeq and is a predicted model, not a curated record.
UUCGCGUAGACGCGCGUUCGAGACGCGCCUUAAAUUAUAAACGUUCGAAAUUCGAAAAUAAAAUAUUCGAUACUGUUUUAUUUUUUUUUAAAGACUGAAAGUAGUGCCAGUGUUUUAUUUUUUUUUAUUUUGUGGUUGUUUUUAGGAGUUAUUUUGUGGGAGUUGUGGACGGAAAUCCCGGGGUUGGAUUCCCUGGGAGAGUAUUGCUAUAGCAACGAGUGACGUCAAGUUCAGGGGCGGUUGGUGCAUUUUUGUUCAAUAAUGAAUAGUUUUUGUUUCAUCUGAUUGUGCGCAUUUGGCUGGCUAUUUUUCUACGUUAUCUUUGGCAAUUGCGUCAGAGCAUAGUUCUCCAGUGACCCAAAUGCUAGGGUUUUAUGGACCGAAGCACUUACUCCGCGAACCAUGAGUCUAAUGGCGUUCAUAAAGUUCGGAUAUACGCUGGUGGUGGUCACCCUCCUGCUCAUGAUAUGGGCUUCGCUGUCUAGAGCAAUAGAAUUACACGUGGACACAGGUCACCCGCCAUGUUUAUUCCAAGCUCUCUGCACCUGUUCGAAGCCAGCUGGGGACCUUGGAAUUGUGACCUGCAACAAUGUGCCCCUGCUGAGGGUACCCUCCACUGUCAACAGCUCCAAGGUCUUCAUGCUGCAGCUCACGGGAAAUCAGAUCAGGGAUUUGGAGCCUCAGUUCUUUCAAGCUACAGGAUUGUAUCGCCUCGCAAUAAACAGUAAUCCUCUGGAGACGAUCCACGAGGAGGCGUUCUAUGGUCUGGAGAAGACGCUGUGGGAAUUGGAGCUGAGAGAAGACAGAUUGACGACUGUGCCGAGUAGGUCGCUGAAGUAUUUGCAGAAGUUACGGAUGCUAGAUUUAACAGGCAAUGAAAUAACAGAAUUAUCGGGCGAAAACUGGAGUGGAUUGGAAAACACAUUGCAAGUCCUUCUUUUGGGCGACAAUUCAAUAGCAAGUCUACCGCUAGACGCCUUCUCUGGUCUACCCAUGCUGGAGACCUUGGAUUUGCAUGGGAACCAUUUAUCCAUGAUUGACGGCGGCGUCUUUAGAGAUGGCAUGAGAAGGCUCAAUAGGUUGCUGCUAAACGAUAACCAACUAUCAUACAUUCCAUACGAGGAGUUAACACCACUGAGGCAGCUCAGGUUCCUCGACUUAUCAAACAAUGUGAUAAAGCAAGUGCCACCUGUACAUGAAGUGAAUGGAAUUAGACUGUCAUUGGAUUCGUUGAAACUGGACUACAAUCUCAUAAGGAUACUCCACCCAACAUCUUUCAAAUAUUUCAAUGUUUUGAACUCCACCACAUUAGACGGCAAUCCUAUCUAUUCGAUAAGAGAGGAUGCGUUCCGGAACGCCAAAAUCAAGUCGCUAUCGCUCCGAGACUGUGGACUAUCGGACUUGUCCCCAGCUGCCUUCGCCGGUCUCGAGAACAGUCUGCAAAGUCUUGACCUGUCUGAAAACAACUUGACCACGCUUUCGAAGUUCAUGCUGAACAAACUCGACUCGUUGAGGUUCUUGAAUCUGAGAGAGAACAGGGUUGAUAUGAAUUUAUUAACGUCAAACAUACCAGCAGAAUAUGCACAGUCUGGCUUCAACAACUUCCAAUACAAAUUGUUCUCUUUGGAUAUAAGUGGCACUUCACCUAUGGAGAUGAGCCUUCAAGAUUUUAGAAGGAUGAGAUCUCUACGAGUUCUUUCACUAAGCAAGCUGAUUAGACAAAGUAUACGUGCGGAAGACUUUCUGGAUUUUGGAGUCGAAAUAGAAGACUUGAAGAUUAUCGGAAGCACUAUUCUCAGGAUAGACUCUAGUGCCUUCCAGCAUGUUAGAACGAUUAAGACCUUGGAUCUGUCGGAGAAUAACAUUGAAUUCAUUGAUCCUUUUGCAUUCGCUGAGUUACACAGUCUAACAACGUUGAAGAUGGCGAAUGGUUUAGCGGACACCGUGAAGAUACUGCCGUUUGAACCCCUAAAGGCACUAAUCGAACUUCAGCACUUGGACCUUAGUAACAACGAAUUGAAGAAUGUUCCAGAUACGUCCUUCCAUUUCUUGUAUAAACUUAAGACUCUAAAUUUACAAGACAAUGACAUUGAUCAUUUCUCCAAAGGGACUUUACAAUUCGAUAUACACGGGCAACUCGAAAGUAUUUGCUUAUCCCAUAAUCAAUUGAGGCAAGUGGAAAUGCACACGUUUGUAGAUCUUAAAGAACUACAACAGAUUUCUAUAGAAGACAAUUUGAUUGAGACAAUUCAAAGAAGAGCAUUCACCGGCCUUGAUAACCUAAAGGUGAUCAAAUUGAGAGGGAACAGGAUUUACGGUAUUAGUGAAGAGGCCUUCCAAAAUAUACCUGCUCUUAAAGAGUUGGAUGUCUCUUUCAACCAACUCGAUACUUUCAAAUUCUCCAUCUUUGACCAAGUGGGCUCAGCCACCGCUUUGAAAGUCAACGUGUCAUACAACCGAAUCGUAUCACUAACCGAUUCCAAUGCACCUAAUUUCUUCACCAACAAUUUCUAUCCGCCAAAGGCUCAAAGCAUGGUUUCUGGGGAUGAGUUUAACGCGGAACAAGGUACAAUUUCUGUUAACAUCAGAGUGUUGGAUUUCUCUCACAACAACAUUACAUAUAUCGCACCGUAUUACUUUAGACACGCAGAUUUAACACUAUCUGAGCUAUACCUAUCCCAUAACAUGCUCAGAAAUAUAACUCGCGAAGUAUUUGGAUCGAUGGUGAUGUUGCAAUAUCUGGAUUUAUCUCACAAUUUUAUAUACCAUUUGGAGUUUGAUUGCUUCGCUAAAGUCAAAGCAUUGCAGAUUCUGGAUCUUUCACACAACUAUUUGACCAACAUGCCGCUUGAAAUAUUCCACGACAUGCAAAAACUGGCCGCAUUGGAUUUAUCUGACAAUCGCAUUCGGGUAUUACCGGACAAUUUGGUGAUAUCAUCUCAAUUAGAAAGAUUGGAUCUUUCAAACAACUAUUUGUCUAGGAUUCCUACAAAUAUUUUGGCACCCGCAGCGGCAGCCAAUCUCGUGGAACUAGAUCUUAGUGGAAAUACAAUACCAGCACUCCCUAUAUCGGAUUUGGUUCAGAGAUUCAGGAGCCCCGAGCAGGCCGAGUACUGGCCCGAGGAGCCCGACUACAGCGACGAGUACAUGUACCACACGGCUAGGCGAGACCACACCAGAGUGUACCACCAAAAAAAACAAAACCCGCAGAAUAUAUUGUAUAAGUCACUCGCCUGGUUGGAUUUAUCAGACAAUCGUCUGGUGCGCAUCGAAGAAGGUGCUUUUACGGCAUUGCCAAGGCUCCGUUGGCUUGAUCUUAGCAAUAAUCAACCAUUCAAUAGCGGCGAACGAGGAGUAAGCGUCUUCAAAGGCCUUGAGAGAAGGUUAUUCCAUCUCAUGCUGAAAAACGUCAGCCUUUUAUCUGUGCCUUCAAUGCCUUUACCAAAAUUGAGGAGUUUGGAUAUGUCAUAUAAUAAUUUGCCAUCGAUACCACCAGAUUCUAUGGCAAAUUUAACGAGACUUCGAGUUUUGGAUCUAUCCUAUAAUGAUCUAGCAACAGUUCCCGUGGCAACACAUUCUCUGAACGAACUACGGUGGCUUUCGUUAUCGGGUAACCCUAUCUCAGCACUAAUGAACACAAGUCUAUACGGAGUAUCUCCUAAACUAGAGUAUCUGGAUGUUACUCGACUUAGAUUGCGAAUUCUCGAGCAUGGUGCUUUUAGCAAAAUGUUUGCUCUAAAAACUCUCAAAGUCACGUCUUUCUCGAGUAUAAGGGAAUUUAAUGUACCAAGAAUGUUAACAUACAAUGCAGCCCUAGAGAAUCUCUUUAUAGAAGUGGACGGUUCUACCGUAGAAUUUGGAAGAGAACUGAGUGCUCAGUUACCAUGCAAAUUGAGCAAUAUUACUAUUACAGGAAGAAGUUUGAGAUAUCUUGCUCCUUACUUGUUACUUGGUGUACACUCAAAAGAUCUUAGACUCACAAUAUACAACACCAGCAUAGAAGAAAUUCCCAGUGAAGUAUUUUGGAGUCCUGGCCGAGUGAGGAACUUGACUCUUGAUGUCAGAUCAAACUACAUCAUGAAAGUAUCCAACCCUGGUCAGAAACCAUGGCCGGGUGUGCCGAAUAAUGUUUUCCUACAAGACAUAUUAGUUGCUGGCAAUCCGCUUAAUUGCGAUUGCGGCAUUGGAUGGAUUGAAGCGUGGGAUCGCAAGCGGAGACAAUAUCUGUGUCCAAACCCCUUCAAUUGCGUCGGCACUCGAGAUGACGUCAGAUUUGCAACUUGUCCUUACUACGAUAACAGAACUUUAAAUGAUGUUCUAUCUAGAGAACUCGACUGUAGCUGGAGUCGAGGAUUUUUGAGUUCACCCAAUCUUUUGAUUGUCUUGGCAAUGACAAUUGCAACGUGCCUAUAUAUAUGAGGAUUAUUUUGGCUACUUGAGGUGUACGAAGAAUUUAAUCUCAUAUUGGCCAGGCUGUAUAACUUUUAGAAACUUUUCUGCGAUUAAUUUAAAAAUAUUUACUGCAAUAAAAGAUUGUUAGAAAAGAUCUAAAAGAUGCUUAGCUCAAUGCGAAGCGCUCGUUCAAAUAGAUUUAAAGGUGAUAUGUAUUAAAUGUACAUACAAGAAUUAAUUAUGAUUUAACAUCUUAUUUGACCAAGUGAUAAUGGACAGAAGUGAGAUGUGUACCUGUCAGGGGCCUAGCUGAGAAAUUGCUCGAGUGUUUGAGAAAAAUGAAACAAAUCCUGAAAAGAAUUGUAUUGGACAAACGUGCUUGAAUGUUAGAUGUGAGAUAAUAUGAAAAGUGACUUGUUUAUAAGUGAUUGCAUAGAUAUCUAGAGAAGCCUACAAAAAUGUGAUUUAUCGUUUUAAAGAAAAGCAGAAGUGUGAUCUCAUGGGAUUGAUUCAAAAACUGUUACUUUAUUCUAUUAUUCUUGUUAUAUAUGCACUUUGUGUUCCCCAAAUACCUUUUUUGAGUGUUUAGUAAAUUAAGAAUUUGAUUUCUUUUCUUACGCAUUUUGUGCACUGUCUUACAAAAUGACUUCUGUAUUCUUGAACAGACCUUUUUUAAAUAUAAUGUCCAAUUUUCGCAUGCUGGUUAAUGAGAACUAAGUAUAUGUGUAUGAAAGUGCACUUAAUGUGUUUUAGAAAUUGCAUUUACGUGGUUUUAUAAGAUAAGUUCAUACGAAAGCAAUGACUUGAUUAUGAUCAUCUAAGUAGACUGCAUUCGCUCGAAUGAUAUGUGUUCGUCCAUUAUUAAUAUUAUUAGAUGUAUUUGUUUGUGUAUUAGAAAUCUUUAGAUAUAUAGGGAUCGAGAUCAUUAAUAACUGUUCACAAUCUUUUUUGAUAAACAUUAACUAUAUUUUAAUCUUUAUCGCCAUCAUUAAUAUAAACUCCAUUUAUCAAUUCAGAAUCUAUUAGGUUCAAUUUAAUAAACUAUGUACAAAUAUUGAAAUCAGUGCAUUUUUCAUAGUGUCGCAUUUGAAUCGACUAUUUAUUAAACGCUUUUCUAUAACUAGGCUAUUUUCAUUGUUUAGCUGUUUACAAAUUCUAUCUGGUUACUCGUUGGAUAAACAUAUUUUAUUACAUACAUCUUUGUGUCAGUCAGUAGGUAUUAUGUAAAAGCAUGAUGUUACCUAGACGUUUACUUAAUAAGGCAUCAGCAGAGUUAUAUGUAUACGGAUAUGCAGUUUUGUUUAUAUUGGGUUUUCUGAUAUAAAUGACACUUUACAAAAGUAUCUCUGCUGUUGCCUACGCAUCUUAAUAUAGAAUUUUAAUGGACUGAAAUUAGGUGUUUCAAAACUACGUCGCUGGUUGUUGAUAAGAAAUGUUGUUCGUAUAUUGUCUAAUGUGGCUUAGUGAGCAUUUUAUUUAUGUUGCUGUUACAAAUUUUUCUUCUAUUUUAUUUUAUACAGUUUUUGAUACACAACUAUAUUUUCUUAUGAUGCUGCUUUAUUCAAAUGUGAUAAUAGAUGCAUGUUGAUGAUUGAAUAUUUUUAUUUUUUGUUUUUGAAAUUAAGCUUUAAGUUUCUUGCUAGAUGAUUGUUUUUCCAAAGAAUUCAAUUUGAAUACCUCUUCUUCAGUGGUCCAGAUACGGUGUCAGGCCUAAUUGUUGACUUUUGUUUUCAAUGCCAUUUAAUUACGUUCAAAUACAAUUCAGUCUCUAUAAAAAUUUGUCAAAUGAGUUAGAUUUGAUUACAUUUUUUUAUUAAUAUAACUUUAUUAAUUUUGUGAGAUAGGUACCUAAUAUUCCGUACAAAUUAUCUUUUCUUGAUAAAUUUAUAUGGUAUUGAAAACAAAGGGAUGUCGUUAUAACAAUGAAUAUAUUUUGUGAUAUAUAUUACUCUAAUCCUUCUAUUUUUGAUAAAGCCUUCGAUGAAUAUUGCUGACUUGAACGGGAAUUGUAUUGUUGAAUAAAAUAUCACUAUUACACUGCUUAUUAAAUAUUUCUUGUUCAUCUAAAUAUUAGUACGUUAAAGAGUCCAGUAAAUAUUACUGAUUUUUUCUAAAUAUCGGGAAGAAAAUAUGAAUUAAGUGCCAUAAUUGAUAAUUAACUAUGUAACCUGCACGGGUCUUGCAUCUACAAUCAGUUAAUCAUAAUUCUAGAUUUAUUCAAAAAUAAAUUAUAAAAUGAAAGUUUUUUUUUUUUUGAAGAAAGUAGUCUUUAAAUUUUUAUGUCAUUGUUCAUUCGUGAUAAGGUGACAUAGAAUAGAAUCUUUUGGAUUUACUGGACACUUUGAUUUGGAUUUUUUAGGAAGUGAUUGGCAUUUACAAUUUAUUUUAUAGUUUUCUUUAUACAUAUUAUUUAGUUUAUAUUGAGAGUACUAUAUAAAUUGAAAGCAUGCUAAUGGUUUGUGUUAUUUUUCGAACAAACUAAAAAAAAUAUUUUAUUAACCAGUGUUUAUUAUAACUACUUCAAUAUGUAAAGUGUUUGAUAAAUGCCAAUUACUCAACUCAUAUCGCUUAUAGGUACAUUGUCAAUUCUCAAUUCAUUCAUACAUAGUUUAAGGAUAACCUUAAUGAUUAAAAAAUAAAGCAGAAUUUUUAUCAUUAUUUCGCCUAGAAUUUUAUAUCCUAAUUAGUCGAUGGCUCAGUAUUCUUAGAAAUAAUAAGAAGUAAACAAAACAAUACUCUAUUUUGUAUGCAGUAGGUCUUUUUUGGUAAUAACAUCGUUAUCGAAUGCUUUUACAUUGCUAAAUAAAAAAAAAUCUAGCGCUUCUUGUUAUGUGCAUCUGUAAAAUUCCUAAACCUUUGCAAGGUCCCAUUGUGAUAGAAAUAGUUAGUGCCAAUAAAAAAGUAUAUACUUCCAUAAAUAGAUUUAUGUAAAAUUUAUUAAAUCUCUCUCAAAGAUAUUAUUCAAUUGUCCAUUAUUUUCCGUACGAAUUUUACUUUGUAAAUUUAAAGCAGAAAUUAUAAAAUCUAAGCGAGUAUAUUUCAAAUUUCACCAAAUCAAAAAACGUCUCUUACCAAUGAGUAUUUCAAAUAAAAAAUUGGUUUACUAACAACCUUUAAAAGUACCUACCUACUUAACUGACGUUAAAUUGAGUAUUAAAUAUUCAUUCCAGUUAAAAAAAAAUCUUCUCAAAUGUUUGAAAUAGUUCAAACAUUUUUACAUAAAAUAUAAAUUGAUUGACAGAAGGAUAGAUAUAUGACUUUGAUGCAGGAACGACAGAUAUACAUACUUACAUACAUAUGAUCACGUCUAUAUCCCUAGUGGGGUAGACAGAGCCACCAGUCUUGAAAAGACUGAUAGGCCACGCUCAGCUGUUUGACUUAAUGAAAGAAUUGAGAUUCAAAUAGUGACAGGUUGCUAGACCAUCGCCUAAAAGGGGAAAGGGAACGACAGAUAUAUAUGAUAUAAUAUAUGGUAUAAAUUUUAUAGCUGUCAUUCUUAUAAUUUUAUAUUUCAUGAUUUUGUAUGAUAAAUCAUAAACAGAGAAGAACUUACAAAUUUCGUUUUAUUUCCUUUUAAAAGAUAUGGUAAUAACAAAAAUAAUGUACUUCGUGUACUUCACAUCACUUUAUUUAUUUUAACUUCAUUAUUGUCAUAUUGUUAUUUUGUAGAAAUAAAAUAUUUAGUUUUAAGUUUGAAUAUUUCAAACAAAUUGAGCAUCCUCGAAGUUAAAAAUGUAUAAUUUACUGAUAACUAUUUAAGAAAAAACUUGUUUAAAAUUGUUUAUUUUAAAUUAACAAUCUGUAAAUAUAUUUACCUAUGUAUAAAUUGUGAAUCCUAAUACAUUUUUUCGAAAAUACUUGCUAUUUUUUGUUUGGGUAGUAGAACAACGACAAGUA